CUAUAUCUCAUUGGAGGAUCUUUUGGACUCCGUGAAUUUGCUCAAAUAAGAUACGAUGUCCACAAACUACAUGGCAAGGUUGAUCCAGCUUUGAAAGAAAAAUUGAAGCAGAACACUGUGACACUGGAAUCUGAAUAUGAGAAGCUGGAAAAGUCUGACCUGAAUAACUGGGAGAACAUCAGAGGACCCAGUCUGUGGGAAGAUUCCAGGACUGUUCAGAAGCAGCGGCGGGAGGCUCUCCGUCUCAAGACAGAGUGA
Molecule: messenger RNA, 258 nt
Organism: Acanthisitta chloris (rifleman)
Lineage: Eukaryota; Metazoa; Chordata; Aves; Passeriformes; Acanthisittidae
Product: cytochrome c oxidase assembly protein COX16 homolog, mitochondrial
Exons: 3
Biological process (GO): mitochondrial respiratory chain complex IV assembly
Cellular component (GO): mitochondrial inner membrane
Source: RefSeq, a predicted model, not a curated record